This is a messenger RNA of Adineta ricciae, 1092 nucleotides long. The record is from the annotation of a GenBank genome assembly. Lineage: Eukaryota; Metazoa; Rotifera; Eurotatoria; Adinetida; Adinetidae.
AUGACAUCGAAUUCCGCUAGUAAUUUAGACGAACAUUUAAAUCAAAUUCUAUUUUGGAUUGGUCAUUUUAUUUUAAUUAUUCAAAUGGUAUUUGGAACAUUUGGAAAUCUACUUAAUAUUAUUAUAUUUACUCGUCGUGCUUUACGUAACAAUUCAUGUUCAAUGUAUUUUUUAAUUGUUUCAAUCAGCAAUCUUUUAGAAAUUUAUAUCGUUACACUUUUCAAUCAUAUUUCAACUAGUUGGAAUUGGAUUCCUGCGAAUACAAAUAUUGUUUGGUGUAAAAUAAAUGGAUUUUUAACAUAUCCUCUCAUUGCUCUUGGUUUAUGGUUUAUUGUUCUGUGUAGUUUUGAUCGAUAUCUUACAAGUUCACAUAAUGCAAAUAUCCGAAAAAAGAGUACUUUAUCAUUAGCGAAAAAGAUGACUUUCUCUACUAUGUUAUUCUUUUUUAUAAUAUUUGGACAUUUAGGAAUUAUUAUUAGACCUUUCACAAUUGAUGAUGAAACUUAUUGUACCGUUUUAUCAUCGACUUAUAUUAUUUUUUACAAUAUAUUAUUUGUUAUUGUUGGUAAUGUUUUACCGAUUAUAUUAAUGGCUAUUUUUGGUAUUUUAACAGUAUUGAAUAUUCGUAAGAUUCAUAUCAAUGUUGUUCCAUUACAAAUCAACAACAUAACAAGUAAACGAAUACAUUCGAAAGAUCAACAAUUAAUUCGAAUGCUUUUAUUUCAAGUAUUAAUUACUGUUCUCAUAUCGAUUCCAUAUUGUUGUAUUAAUAUGUAUCAAACAUUCGCUCAACUUUUACUUCGACAACAUUUUUCAUCAUCAGAAUCAGCAAUAAUCUAUUUCAUCGAUAAUCUCUUAGCAAUGAUUCAUUUAACUAAUUCUGUUAUAGGAUUUUAUAUCUAUACGCUAACCGGUCAUAAAUUUCGUGAAGAAUUGAAACGUUGUUUUCAGUAUGGACUAAAGAUAAUUUUCACCGCAUGUUAUUUACCCUUGAAAAUUCAGCAAGCGCUAUUUUCUAAUAAACAUCAAAGAAGGAAUCAUAUCCAUCCUAUUGAACAACAACAACCCGUGGUCCUCACAACUGCUGUUUAG